Molecule: messenger RNA, 533 nt
Organism: Closterium sp. Naga37s-1
Lineage: Eukaryota; Viridiplantae; Streptophyta; Zygnematophyceae; Desmidiales; Closteriaceae
Source: the annotation of a GenBank genome assembly
CCCGCCAGCCUACUACUUCCGCCAGGGCUAUGGCAAUGGCUCCAACUCAUGGCUCGUCUACCUGCAUGGUGGCGGGUGGUGCCUCAACUUCAACGACUGUGCCUUGCGAGCCGACUCCUACCGCGGGUCCUCCCGCUACUGGCCCUCGCCCUCCUCGCCCUCCAAUCUCACCCACCUCAUGGCAGGUUACCGCAUGAGCUUCACAGGCAUACUCAGCGGCAACGCAGCCAACAACCCCUUUUUCCACAACUGGAACAUGGCAGUCGUCAUGUACUGCGACGGAGGCGCUUAUAUGGGGUACAAAGGCCGCAUGCAGCAGGGCUCUAAGAGAGUCUUCCUCUCAGGCCACCACAUUCUCAAGAACACUCUGAUUGACCUGCAGCAGCAGAGGGGCAUGGGAACAGCAGCAUCGGCUCUCAUCGCCGGGUGUUCAGCGGGAGGGCAGGCUGUCGCAGUGGGGUGUGACUGGAUGGCCUCGUUUCUGCCACGCUCCGCUAAAGCCAAGUGCGCUACUGAUGCGUCCUUCUUUCUGG